CCAGAGUCUCUCUUUCUUGUCCCCCCCCCUUCUCUCUUUCUCUCUCUCUGCUCAUCAAUUUGAGCUUCUGGGAUCGAACAAGACGGUACAAGCUAUUUGGUUUCAAAGCCAUCCAAUUUUGACCGCAGAUCUUGAAAGAGAGUUCCCCCCCGAGUAUUGUUUAAUUAAUUCCUCAACAUCUGUUGGGGGUUGUUUGGUCGGUAAAAUCGAAGAUCUCGAUCGAUUCAGGGAAAUUCGUUGGUGGGUUUUGGUGGGUUUUCGAUUCUCUUCGAUUGGUGAAAAGGGUUUUUUGUUUUUGCUAAGUAAUUGGUUAGUUGGAUGGUUUUUUGUGUUUUUGUGAGUAAAUGGUCUGGGUUGUAAACUUGGAUGAUUUCUGUGGGGAGUAGAGAUGGGAGGAAGGGGGUAGGGUUAGGGUUUGGUGCUGAUUCAGAUAUGGAGGAAACUGAGCUUGAAGAAGGCGAGGCUUGCUCUUACCAGACCGAUGAUUAUUCUACUAUUGACCCUGAUGUUGCUCUCUCUUACAUAGAUGUGAAAAUUCAAGAUGUUUUGGGGCAUUUCCAAAAAGAUUUUGAAGGUGGAGUUUCAGCUGAGAACUUGGGGGCAAAAUUUGGUGGGUAUGGUUCAUUUUUACCCACAUAUCAGCGCUCUCCUGUUUGGACCCAUCCAAGGACUCCAACAAAAGUUCAUAACUCCAACACACCCGCAUCCCCAAACAAUCUACACCUGGAGGGUGGCCAUCGGAACUCUUUAGUUCCAUCAAGUACAUCUCUGUUGGUGAGACAUGGACAAGCUUCUGAAACUGCUGCAUCACUGCCUUUAGUGAGGGCAUCUUUGAAUGAUUCUGCAAAAAGGGACGUAGGGGAAUUGACUUCAGCAUCUGAAAUUGGGAAAAAAUAUGUGCAGCCUUCUGACCAGAAGUCACUGAAAGUUCGUAUCAAAGUGGGUUCUGAUAAUUUGUCGACUAAAAAGAAGGCUGAAAUCUACAGUGGGCUUGGCCUUGAUAUAUCUCCCGCUUCAUCAUCAGACGAUGUACCCUCUGACAGUGAAGGGUUUCCUUGUGAACCUCAGGAGGGACAUGAUGAAUCCCCUACUAGUAUUCUUCAGAUUAUGACAUCAUUUCCGGUGCAAGGCAACCUAUUGUUGUCCCCACUUCCUGAUGAUCUACUUUACUUGAUGGAGAAGGAGAGAAGUCAUGGGGAAAGUAAACCUAGAUCAUUGCAGAAGGGGGGCAAAGAAAGUUCACAUCGAUCUGAUUCUGCUAGGAGUGAGGACAAAGUUGUUGGUGUCAAGAAGCCAAAGUCAUUUGAGAAAAAUGCCUACUCGGUUGAAUCGAAGAACCUCAAUAAUAAGGGCACUCAAAAUGGCAAGGGCAUUUUGUCGAAGAAAGAAACUGAAAUUCAGACUGCAGAUUGUGAAGUACUUGUAGCUAAUGCUCUGAAGCUUCCUCUUCUAUCUGACUCAUGUUCUAAUGUUGACGAGUCUACAAAGCAUAAUGCUAGAGCAGUUGAUGACUUCAUGGUAGUAAAUAGUGUGAAAGAAGACUCCUUGGAUGCAGUAUCCACCCAGGAGACUCGCUUGGUUGAGAAGCCUAGUGGAAAAGCUGCUUCAGCCGGUAAGGUUUGGGAAGAGACGAGUGCAACUUUGAAUGGAGACAUUUCAGUUUAUCCAAGGAAAGAUGGUAGUGUCAAAGGAGAAAAAUGCGAUGUUUCUGUCAAAUGUGACUUAAAUGUUUCAAAGGGGAGGAAAGCCGAGAAUGCUGAACCUAUUGAUCCUUUAGAGCAGAAGAUUAGCACGAAGUCAACCUCUCUUGAAAGGGAUGACAUGAAACUGGUUUCUGGGAAGGAGAAUUCAUCUUCUGGGGGUAAAAAGAAAUCAAAAGGACGUCAAAAUCAUAGUACCAAAGGCACAGAGAUUCUGAAAGACAGCUCAAGGAUGGAUUCUUCUUCUGUGCCCAAAAAUAGGAAGAGAACACAAGCUGAUUCUUACUUGCCUGACAGUGAAAUGGAGGAUUCCAAAGUACAGAAGGACGAUGGAAAGGCAAGUGAUAGGUACAGAGAUUUCUUCGGGGACAUAGAACUAGAAGAAGGAGACAAUGAUGCAGAUUCAGUAGAAUUGCUUUCAGUUGAUAAACCAAAGGACUUUGAAGCAGUUGAGAAAAGCACAUUUGCAUCUAAUAGUAUGUUGAAACUAAUUCCCAAUGGCAAGAAAACGGAUGAGCGAUUAGCAUCAAAUGCAUAUUCAAAUGCAGCUUCGAGUGCAGCUCCAGUGGCUGGUAAUGGUUCCAUUUCUGAUGCAGGUCCAGGAACAUCAGCUCCUCUAGUAAAAGAAGAUUGGGUUUGCUGUGACAAGUGUCAGAAAUGGCGGCUUCUUCCACUUGGUACAAAUCCUGACAGCCUUCCUGAGAAGUGGCUUUGUAGCAUGCUUUACUGGCUGCCUGGCUUGAACCGGUGUAAUGUAAGCGAGGAUGAGACUUACAAAGCACUAACUGCUCAAUACCAAGUUCCUGGCUCUAUGAAUCAAAAUAAUCUGCGAGGUCAUCCUCUACCCUUGGCUGAUGCGAAUGAUUUUGAACAAAACCGCCAAAGUUUCGGUGUGCAUGCCAUGCUGAGCGGUGGAAAGAAGAAGAAUGGAAUAAAAGAUGUAUCGGGUCCAUUGAGCCAAGUUGGUCCUACACCUCUGAAGAAGAAUCUUCAGCAAGCAGUGAACAGUGAUAGCCUAAAUGGCAUGGACAAGUCUCCUCCAGCAAGCGAUAUUGAACCUACGCAUUUAAGCAAGUCUACUAUUGUGGAAAAACCGAGACAUAGACCAAAAGAGAAGAAUAAACCACUUGAGCAAAAUUCUGAUGGAGGUGAAACUAGGUCCUCCAAGAUCAGAAGCAAAAGGGACAAUGACCAAGAUUGUUUCAGAGAUUCUAAGAAGACAAAGAUAGAUAAUGGUGUGGAUUGUAUUGAUGCUGAUCUGCCUGAUCAUGAUGGACCUGCGGGGAAGGUGGGUCCUAGUUCAAGUAGUGGUUUGUCUGUAAAUGCAUCAGGGAAGGACUUGCACAACAAUGGGGACCAUUUUUCCAAGGAUGGGAGGUGUGAGGCAAAUAACAGCUCUAAAGGUGCUCGUAGGAAACCACAAGACCAAGUUCAGGUUACCUCAGGUGACAGAUGUCUGGAUAUUGAAAAGGAAAAUGAUAAAGAUUUGGUUGCAAGGAAGAGGAAAAUGAAUGGAAGUCACGAGAGGAGCGGUUUUCUUGAACAGACGAGUGAAAACCUCCACAAGAAGGAAAAGAGGGCAAGGGUUUCUAAGUCAGAAGGGAAGGAAACUAGUGCAAGUAGAAAUUCUGAUGGAUCAGCCCGAAAAGGUAGAAGGACAAAGGACCAGCAAUUGGAGCCUGAUCUCACUCAGAGGAGCUUGGAUGCUACGGAUUCUUUGAGAAGGGAUUCAGGAUCAUUACAACCUUCUCAAGCAGCUACUUCAAGCUCUUCGAAGGUUUCUGGCUCCCGUAAGAGCAAAAGUAAUAUGCAGGAAAGGAAAAGCUCUCCAGUAGAAUCAGUUUCUUCUUCUCCGCUGAGGUUUUCACAUCCAGAUAAAUCUGCACUAACGGGGAGGAGCCAAGACGGGACAAAUGGUUUUGGAAAUGCUGGUUUAUUUGCCACUGGUACUCCAAGAAGAGGCACAUCCGGUGAUGAUAAGGGGAGCAAUCGGUCCAAGACAGUUGGAAAGGAUGAAAUUUUUGUUACCAAUCGGGAACCCCUUGAUUCCUUUGUGGUUGAUUUUCAGGAGAGAAAUAUGGGUCAGUUAGCUGGUAGGGAAGCUAAAAUAGAGAUUUUGAAGUCUGCUGACUUUGCCAAUGGUGGUACUGAUACCUUAGGGAAUGGCACUCACUACCCUAACAAACCACAGGCUUCAGAUCAACACUGUGAUGAAAAAAGAGGGAGUGACAAGCAGUAUCAUGCUAAUGUCUCUCGUUCAAGGAAGUCUGGGAAAGGUUCCUCGUCGCGGUCUAGGGAUAAGAAUGGGAGCUCUAAAUCUGAACUUGACAAGGGUAAGGUCAAGAUUUCUGAUUCUGGCAACGGAUAUUUUGUCCACAUGCCUUCUCAUGGAGAAAAAUCGAGGGCUGGAAAAAAUAGGGUGCAGGAGAACUUUGGAGCUAAUUCAGAUAAGGCUUUUUCGGGAAAGAAAGAGCCUGAGGGUAAAGUGGUGAGGGAGAAUUGUAAAAGAGAGAAUCAAUCUAAAUUUGGCGAGGUUGGCAGUUCGGAUGUUAAAGUAGAAUCUCUCUCUGACAAAACAGAUAGGGUUGAAGUCUUUGGGAGAGGGAAGUUGCAUACUUUACCUCCAUCCGGAAGAGGUCAAAAUGAGUUACCAACACAUUCUCUAUCUUCAAAUCCUGGAUCCAAGAAAGAGGGCGGAGGAAAUGGAUUGUUAAAUGAUGCUUCUGAGGGAGGUAAUGCAUUGAAGGCUCCGAAGCAGAAUCACAAGUCUGAUGACCAGAAUGGAAAUCAGCUCAUUAAAUCUAGACAUCCCACUGUUAAUGGCCAUAGGGUCAGGGAUGCAGAUGCUCCAAGUCCUGCCAGAAGAGAUUCCUCCAAUCCGGCUACCAAUGCUGUGAAAGAGGCGAAGGAUCUUAAACACCUGGCUGAUCGCCGCAAGAACUCUGGAUCUAGUGCUGAAAGUACAAGUCUUUACUUCCAGGCAGCCCUUAAGUUUCUUCAUGGAGCCUCUUUAUUAGAAUCUACCAAUGGCGAGAGUGCCAAGCAAAGCGACCUGAUUCAGUCAAUGCAAAUUUAUAGUAGCACAGCAAAACUCUGCGAGUUUUGUGCCCAUGAAUACGAGAAAUCUACGGACAUGGCUGCUGCUGCUCUGGCCUACAAAUGCACGGAGGUUGCAUACAUGAGAGUAAUUUAUUCCUCACGUUCUGGUGCAAACAGAGAUCGGCAUCAAUUGGAGGCAGCUUUGCAAAUAGUGCCUCUUGGUGAAUCUCCUUCUUCCUCUGCCUCCGAUGUUGAUAAUGUAAACAGCUUAGCAACACUGGACAAGGUUCCCUUAUCUAAGGGUGUUAGCUCUCCUCAAGUUGCUGGAAACCAUGUUAUUUCUGCACAAAACCGCCCCAGCUUUUCGCGGCUGCUCCACUUUACUCAGGAAGUAAAUUAUGCAAUGGAAGCGUCAAGGAAAUCUCGAUUAGCUUUCGCUGCAGCAAAUCUGAGAAAAGAAGAGGCCCAGUACAGGGAGGGUAUACCCUCUGUAAAAACGGCUCUUGAUUUUAGCUUCCAAGAUGUAGAGGGAUUGUUGCAUUUGGUACGGGUAGCAAUGGAAGCCAUUGGCCGUUAGAUUUCUCAGCCGUAUUUGAAAUUUUGCGAACCAUAUGACGAUAUUUUGUUACUUUGGCAGUCUUGCCUAUUUUGUUCCCGAAAGGAGGAAGGAAAGAGGAUUAUGUGGAUCUUUCUUAUACAUCAGCAUCACCUGUUAAGAAACGGGUGUUGCCAGCUCACUGCCUUUCUACAUCUGUACCGAGCGAGUAAAAUAUAGGAUUUCACGUACUUCGCAGCAAUGCUUCACCUGCUUUCUGACACAAAUUAAAGGCCAAAAAUGUUCAAUGGAUUUUUGUUAUUGAUUGAGGCUUCGGAGGAUGACACGUGAAUAUAGAUGCCCAAAACACGGUUGAUUGGAACUACAGCUACAGAGGAGAAUAAAUGCUUGUGAAAAAAUAAGAGGGAAAACCCUGUCUAGGUCAGUUCAUGAUCUAUUGUUUUCUAGCUUUUUAACAUUUCGCUAGGGAGUUUGAGGUAUCUCUGGCAAUUGUUUAUUUUUUAUGUCUAUCUGGGGGAAAGUUAAUGGAAGGGAACUUGAGCUCAUCUUGCCAAAAAUGACCCACUGUUGUACCUGGUUGGAGCACAUUUUGAGAGGUUGAAGGGACAGUGGUCUCAGUCUCAGGUUUUUACAGUUCUCUGGUUUUGCAAUGGGGACAGUUUGCUCAGAUAGGCAGUAGGAAGCAGUUAGGAAGAGAUUAUGUAUUGUACAAAAAGAAAUUUGUAGUGUGCAUAUAGUUCCCACGUUGUGGGUUUUCUUAUCUACCUUUGUAAAGUGGCUAUAAUGUAAAUACCAAAAUUUUUCCAGUGCUUCAAUGUUGCUGAUCUAUCAGGGAGAAGAGAGGGCCAACUGCUAGAUUCUGCAUCAGCAUCGGGUUAUGAACAAUCGGGAUUCAUGAGUUGUUUGCUUCAUUUUCUUCUAGGUCUUUUCAGCUGUUACAUUGUUUCUGCGCUUUAGCAGAUUUUGUACAGUAGAUAAGCGAAUUCUUGAUCCCUAUGUAUCAUUCUGUUUACUUACUCAUUGCAAGUACAACGACGACCCCGAUUUGUUUCAAGUCAUCAAGUAAUGGAAUUUUAUAUCAAAAAGUUGCUACA
Rhododendron vialii is the source of this 6389-nucleotide messenger RNA. Its product is annotated as cysteine-tryptophan domain-containing zinc finger protein 7. Gene Ontology annotation, molecular function: zinc ion binding. Lineage: Eukaryota; Viridiplantae; Streptophyta; Magnoliopsida; Ericales; Ericaceae. The record is from RefSeq and is a predicted model, not a curated record. The coding region runs from base 367 to 5316 and encodes 1649 amino acids. The transcript is spliced from 14 exons.